This is a messenger RNA of Asparagus officinalis (garden asparagus), 345 nucleotides long. RefSeq lists its product as uncharacterized. NCBI's taxonomy places the organism in Eukaryota, Viridiplantae, Streptophyta, Magnoliopsida, Asparagales, Asparagaceae. The record is from RefSeq and is a predicted model, not a curated record. The transcript is spliced from 4 exons. The annotation marks the transcript as partial.
GCGGCCGUCGACGUGUUCGCCGAGAUGGGGGUCUCAGCUACCGCUGAGGAUUUCGUGCCGUUCAUGGGGACCGGCGAGGCGAAUUUUUUGGGAGGAGUGGCAUCAGUUAAAGGCGUGACGGGGUUCGAUCCGGAGAAGGCGAAGAAAAGGUUUUUCGAGAUAUACCUCGACAAGUAUGCGAAACCUGAUUCUGGAAUUGGAUUCCCGGGGGCGCUUGAGCUUAUCAUGCAGUGUAAGAAUCGCGGGCUUAAGGUGGCUGUUGCAUCUAGUGCUGAUCGUAUCAAAGUGGAUGCGAAUUUGGCGAAACCUGAUUCUGGAAUUGGAUUCCCGGGGGCGCUUGAGCUU